AUGGCCUAUGAUCGCUAUAUUGCCAUCUGCAAACCCCUGCACUAUGGGACCCUCCUGGGCAGCAGAGCUUGUGUCCGCAUGGCAGCAGCUGCCUGGGCCAGUGGGUUUCUCUAUGCUGUGCUGCACACUGCCAAUACAUUUUCACUACCACUCUGUCAAGGCAAUGUUGUGGGCCAGUUCUUCUGUGAAAUCCCCCAGAUCCUCAAGCUCUCCUGCUCAGAUGCCUAUCUCACGGAAGUUGGGUUUCUUGUGCUUAGUGCCUGUUUAGCAUUUGGUUGUUUUGUUUUCAUUGUUUUCUCCUACGUGCAGAUCUUCCUGGCCGUGCUGAGGAUCCCCUCUGAGCAGGGACGCCACAAAGCCUUUUCCACGUGCCUCCCUCACCUGGCCGUGGUCUCCCUGUUUGUUAGCACUGCAGCGUUUGCCUACCUGAAGCCCCCCUCCAUCUCCUCCCCAUCCCUCGAUCUGGUGGUGGCAGUUCUGUACUUGGUGGUGCCUCCAGCAGUGAACCCCCUCCUCUAC
This is a messenger RNA of Harpia harpyja (harpy eagle), 519 nucleotides long. Its product is annotated as olfactory receptor 14C36-like. Gene Ontology annotation, cellular component: membrane. Gene Ontology annotation, molecular function: olfactory receptor activity. The record is from RefSeq and is a predicted model, not a curated record. NCBI's taxonomy places the organism in Eukaryota, Metazoa, Chordata, Aves, Accipitriformes, Accipitridae. Gene Ontology annotation, biological process: G protein-coupled receptor signaling pathway.